Molecule: messenger RNA, 2420 nt
Organism: Lipotes vexillifer (Yangtze River dolphin)
Lineage: Eukaryota; Metazoa; Chordata; Mammalia; Artiodactyla; Lipotidae
Gene: CNST
Product: consortin, connexin sorting protein
Exons: 10
Coding region: 22-2190 (722 amino acids)
Biological process (GO): positive regulation of Golgi to plasma membrane protein transport
Cellular component (GO): transport vesicle; plasma membrane; trans-Golgi network
Molecular function (GO): connexin binding
Source: RefSeq, a predicted model, not a curated record
GGUUCAACAAAAGAUGCUCUAAUGGAUGACAGUGAAACUCCUACAUAUAAUCUGCAGAUAGAACCACAAGUUGGAUAUCAUCCUGGUGAUGGCGUGGAAAGUACUGUAACAUGCUUGCCCUCUGCAUCAGAUGAAAAUGAAAAUCAAUUUGAUGGUGAUGGGCAUGAGCUUCUGACCAGUAGUGACAGUGCAAUGGGCAAACCUGAAGUGUUUGAGCCGGACAGUCUCAACAAUAAUGAAAGCUGCACAUCAAGCUGUCAGGUGGCUGCAGGUGAGAAUUUGGAAAACACUGCUUGUGAAGGCCCCAAAGAUGGACAGGCCGUCUUGAGAAAGGACCAAAAAAUACCUGGAAAAAGUUCAAGAAGCAAAAAAGGCACUGUUAAGAAGAUACCACAAGGACUUUCUUCAGGAGAUACCACACCCUUUAUGCAAGAAAAUAUAUUACAUGCAGCCAUACAUGCUGUUAGUGAUGAAGAGUCUGCAGAAGUAAAUGCUAAUGAUCAACUAGAAGCCCCGAAGCUGGUUCUGCAAUCUCUGUUCUCACUUAUACGGGGUGAAGUUGAGCAGUUGGAUUCAAGAGCACUUCCCCUUUGCCUUCAUCAGAUAGCAGAGUCCUAUUUCCAGGAGGAGGACUAUGAGAAAGCAAUGAAAUUCAUUCAGCUCGAACGACUGUAUCAUGAGCAAUUGCUCGCAAAUCUUUCUGCCAUUCAAGAACAGUGGGAAACAAAAUGGAAAACUGUACAACCACAUACAGUUACAUCUUUGAGGAAUUCAGAAAAAGGAUUUAAUGGUGAGGAUUUUGAACGGCUUGCUAAAUUUUGCACAACACAUCAAGAUCCUCUUUUAUCCAAACAUAAGAUAGCAGCUGUACAGAAGUCCCUGGGAAGGAAAUGUUUUACACAGUUAAUAGUAUCUGAAGAUCCAAAGGAAAGAGGAGCUACAGCCAAAGAGCCAGAGAGUGAAACUUGUCUUGGCAUGGAAUCAGGAAAAGAAAGCCAACAUAAAAGAGAGACCCGCGAGAGCAGUCCCUGCUGUAAUCAGAUGGACAGGCAGGCAGAUCCCCUGAGCCUUCCGGUAACUGCAGGGCAGGGCCACACGGAGGAGCCGCUCUGCAGCGCUGAAGCCACACUGGAGCUCCACGCCCUGCCCUUGGAGUCGGCAGGGAGCAGGUCUGGGCUACUCUCUUCAGGGAAUGCUUGUGAGGAUGACAGCCGCUUGCAGCUGACUCAAUCAGAGGCCAGCCAAGAUGUGGCCGAAAUAGAGGGCAUUGCUAAAGACCCUAAGGUUUCCAGCGAGUCAGUGAUAGAGCCAUUGAUUUUACCAGGCUCUGACCAUAUACCUCCUGCGUUGAUUUCUGAGGGUAAAUACUCACAGACGCAAAGAAAGGAACUCCAGUUGCUACUUCAGGAUGCUUCUGAGGCGUUGCCCACAGACCAACUUGAGAACAAUGAAUUAAAUGAGCUGCAGCAACCUGAUCUUACAGACAGUGAUGGAAAAUCACCACAGGGGCAGACUGACUCAGAGGGCUCUGAGAGUGUACUUUGUGAAAAUAAUCAAGUAUCUGAUUUAAGUACAGUGCUUCCAGAAGUGUAUAUGGCCCCAGAGGAACAGGGAGAUAAACACGAACAAGUCAGUAAGGAAACAGAAGACUAUUUGAACAGCCUUUUAGAAGAAUGCUUAAAAGAUACUGAAGAUUCCCUUUCAUAUGAAGAUAACCAAGAGGAAGACCCUGAUCUCCUUCAAGAUCUUUCUCCUGAAGAAGAAUCCUAUAGUCUACAGGAGAACCUGCCUUCUGAUGAAAGCUGUCUUUCUCUCGAUGAUCUUGCAAAAAGGAUAGAGAUUGCAGAGGUUGUUCAUGCUGAAGGAUUGGUCUCUAUAUUAAAGAAGAGGAAUAAUACUGUAGGAGAUCAUACUGCCCAGAUGCAACAGAAACCAUCUAAGCGAAGAGUGAGAUUCCAAGAAAUAGAUGACAACUUAGAUCAAGAUGAAGUUGGAGGUGGUUCCUGUAUUUUACUGGUCUUGCUGUGCAUAGCGACGGUUUUCCUUAGUGUGGGAGGAACUGCAUUAUACUGCACUUUUGGUGACACAGAGUCACCUGUUUGUACAGACUUUGCAGACAACAUGGAUUUCUAUUACACUAAGUUACUGCAGGGAAUGGCAGGACUUAAACACUGGAUCUACCUCUCCUAGCAGCAUUCAAAAGGGACAGGCAUGCUGGCCGUGAGAAUCAAAGAGUGAAACUUUCUAAAUAGCUUUUAUUUCAAGAGUUCUGUAACAUGCGCCUCCCUUCCCCAGUGAGGAACCACAAACAUCAGAAACAGCAGCUUUAACUGGCAAAACAGAGGAACUCAGAAUAAUCCACAUAAUGACACAGAUAUUGAUCUGAGCACUGUGGAUGGAAGGAAUGGUCUUUGGAGAGC